This is a messenger RNA of Neoarius graeffei (lesser salmon catfish), 2779 nucleotides long. Its product is annotated as zinc finger protein 345-like. Gene Ontology annotation, molecular function: histone methyltransferase activity; protein binding. Lineage: Eukaryota; Metazoa; Chordata; Actinopteri; Siluriformes; Ariidae. The record is from RefSeq and is a predicted model, not a curated record. The transcript is spliced from 5 exons. The coding region runs from base 70 to 2286 and encodes 738 amino acids.
UGUACUUCCUCCAAGACAUGUAAAGCCAUCAAACUCCUCUUUUUCAACUGAAGCUCAUGCUGUGUGUAAAUGACUCUUAUUGACGACUGUGAAGUUUGCAAAUCCUUCUUCCUCAACAAAUGCGAGGUUCAUGGACCACCCCUCUUCAUCCCCGAUACUCCUGUUCCCAUGGGAGUCCCUGACCGAGCCAGACAAACACUUCCUCCUGGGCUAGAAAUCCAGAAGUCCAAUAUUCCUGAUGCAGGCCUGGGAGUGUUUAAUAAGGGGGAGACUGUUCCAGUAGGUGCACACUUCGGCCCCUGCCAGGGAGAGCUGGUGAACCGAGAGGAAGCCAAGAACAGUGGAGACUCCUCGGUUGUAUACAGGAGCAUGCAGUGUGAAGAAUACAUCGAUGCCAAAAGAGACGCGCAUGUGAAUUGGAUGAGGUAUGUGAAUUGUGCCCAUAAUGAAGAAGAACAGAAUCUUGUGGCAUUUGAGUAUCAAGGGAGAAUUCUGUAUCGUUGCUGUCGAUCCAUUAACCCAGGACAGGAGCUCUUGGUGUGGUAUGAAGAGGAGUACACCAAAGAACUCAGUCCUGCACCUACAGGACCAACCAGACAGCAAGAAGUAAAGAACACUCUGCUGCAAGACUUGUCUUGCUCCACAUGCCCUCGUUCCGAUGCAUCUCAAAUUUACCUCGACAAGCAUAUCCAGAGAUGCCACUAUAAAGAGUACGUGAGACUGCGAGAAUCAGGAGAGAUUAAAUAUAAGCUUCAGAUCCCCUCCAAAUGCUCCAGUCGUCAACCAACAUCAACUGAUAUUAUCCAUUCUGAUACUUCCCAUAAUGAUAUGCAGAAGGAAAUUCACCACAGCUCAGAUUGUGGAAAGAGUUUUAGUUAUCAGAAUGCACUCAAGACACACCAGCGCAUUCACACAGGAGGAGAUCCACAUCACUGCUCACAGCGUGGUAGGAAUUUUACUUACCAGAGUGCUCUCAAAACACAACAGCGUAUUCACACAGGAGAGAAGCCGUAUCACUGCUCACAGUGUGGGAAGAGUUUUACUCGUCAGAGUGAUCUCCAACGACACCAGCGCAUUCACACAGGAGAGAAGCCGUAUAACUGCUCACAGUGUGGGAAGAGUUUUACUCGUCAGAGUCGUCUCCAAAUACACCAGCGCAUUCACACAGGAGAGAAGCCGUAUCACUGCUCACAGUGUGGGAAGAGUUUUACUGAACAGAGUGAUCUCCAACGACACCAGCGCAUUCACACAGGAGAGAAGCCGUAUAACUGCUCACAGUGUGGGAAGAGUUUUACUGAAUGGAGUCAUCUCCAGCGACACCAGCGCAUUCACACAGGAGAGAAGCCGUAUCCCUGCUCACAGUGUGGGAAGAGUUUUACUGAAUGGAGUCAUCUCCAACGACACCAGCGCAUUCACACAGGAGAGAAGCCGUAUCACUGCUCACAGUGUGGGAAGAGUUUUACUGAAGGGAGUCAUCUCCAAAUACACCAGCGCAUUCACACAGGAGAGAAGCCAUAUAACUGCUCACAGUGUGGGAAGAGUUUUACUCAUCAGAGUCGUCUCCAAAUACACCAGCGCAUUCACACAGGAGAGAAGCCGUAUCACUGCUCACAGUGUGGGAAGAGUUUUACUGAACAGAGUGAUCUCCAACGACACCAGCGCAUUCACACAGGAGAGAAGCCGUAUCGCUGCUCACAGUGUGGGAAGAGUUUUACUGAAGGGAGUCAUCUCCAAAUACACCAGCGCAUUCACACAGGAGAGAAGCCGUAUAACUGCUCACAGUGUGGGAAGAGUUUUACUCAGCAGAGUGCUCUCCAACGACACCAGCGCAUUCACACAGGAGAGAAGCCGUUUCACUGCUCACAGUGUGGGAAGAGUUUUACUCGUCAGAGUCAUCUCCAACGACACAAGCGCAUUCACACAGGAGAGAAGCCGUUUCACUGCUCACAGUGUGGGAAGAGUUUUACUCGUCAGAGUCAUCUCCAACGACACCAGCGCAUUCACACAGGAGAGAAGCCGUAUCACUGCUCACAGUGUGGGAAGAGUUUUACUCGUCAGAGUCAUCUCCAGCAACACCAGCGCAUUCACAGAGGAGAGAAGCCGUUUCACUGCUCACAGUGUAGGAAGAGUUUUACUCAUCAGAGUCAUCUCCAAAUACACCAGCGCAUUCACACAGGAGAGAAGCCGUAUCACUGUUCACAGUGUGGGAAGAGUUUUACUCGUCAGAGUACUCUCCAAACACACCAGCACAUUCACACAAGAGAGAAGCCGUAUCAUUGCUCAUAGUGGGGGAAGAGUUUUACUCAGUAGAGUAAUUUCUAAACACACCAGCGCAUUCACACAAGAGAGAAGCCAUAUCACUGCUCAUAGUGUGGAAAGAUGUUUGCUUGUUUAGUUACAUUUAAGACCUUCAGGUGCACUAACUCAGAGACAUUGCAUGAUUUAAAGUUGUCAAAUUAAAUAUGGUUAUUACAGUUUUGACUGAAAAUGACCUGUACUUUGAACUUUAUUGUUCAUGUUACAUUGUUCAACAAUUUUUCAGAAGUUGUCUGCUUCAGAGAUGAAGUUGGCUGUUAUGAAAUUUGGUGUGUUGAAUUAGAAGUGACAGUUAAUCAGCUGAUUGGCUAUGGCUUCCAAGAUAUUUAAGAUUUUAAAUUUUAUACUUAUGUACAUUGUGUAGAUCGUAAUGUUUUAAAUAUAAAUUGUAAAACUAGGUCUCUUCAUGUGUUUAUGGUUGGUUUACAUGAUAUUUCACCUGUUCUCUUUAUGUAACACUAGA